Messenger RNA from Triplophysa rosa, 378 nucleotides. RefSeq names its product galactocerebrosidase-like. Gene Ontology annotation, biological process: galactosylceramide catabolic process. Gene Ontology annotation, molecular function: galactosylceramidase activity. The transcript has 4 exons. The record is from RefSeq and is a predicted model, not a curated record. NCBI's taxonomy places the organism in Eukaryota, Metazoa, Chordata, Actinopteri, Cypriniformes, Nemacheilidae. The coding region runs from base 57 to 350 and encodes 97 amino acids. Gene Ontology annotation, cellular component: lysosome.
CUUACCAUGUGAGAGCCUUCAGCAGCUUUUCCUCAUUCGUGCGAGCGCACUCGAUCAUGUAUACACACUCUGUGCUUUUCAUAAUCUCAUUCAGUCUCAGGUGUUUUGCAGAAUUUUAUGUUAUAGAUGAUCGGAUUGGAUUAGGAAGAGAGUUUGAUGGCAUUGGAGGAUUAAGCGGAGGAGGGGCCACGUCGAGGCUUCUUAUAAAUUAUGAAGAGCCAUAUCGAGGCCAAAUCCUGGAUUUCUUGUUUAAGCCUAACUUUGGGGCUUCGCUGCAUAUCCUUAAGGUUGAAAUAGGAGGUGAUGCCCAAACUACAGACGGGACGGAGCCCUCUCAUAUGCACACUUAAGAUGAUGAAAACUUUUUCCGUGGAUAUG